AUGCACCUUAACCCGAAUGAAGAAAACGAAGCGGGGAUGAGAUCGGCGCCUGUUGCAGGUAGGGAUGCGAACGCGGGUGAGGAGGUGGACAACAGGGUUGGCCCUUCUGAGAGCGAGACGGAGCAUGCAGUACUUGUUCAUCCGGACAGUCGGUCGUCUUCGGAGCGGCGUUCGAACGCAUUGGCGUCGUCGUCGUCGGUUGCGACAACGUUGCGGCGGCAGACUUCUUUAGUGGAAUUACCAAGCGCAUGGACUUUACGUUUGCUGUUCGUGUUAUGGUUGAUGUGUGUUAAAGGCGUGUGUGCAGUGAUGACGACAUGGCCGAUCUUGUUGCAUUCUGAUUCAAUCCUGAACCCACCUUCUUGGUUGGAUGUGGACGCGUCUUGGCGCGGUAUGUGGAGUGACCCAUUCAGUUGGCUUUGUUUCGUCGUCGUCGGGAUCUCCUGGACCGCCGGCUCCAUCGGUCUCGCCGGCCUUUUUGCCAAGUCCCCCCCCAUGGUCACCGCUGCACGACUCACCUGGGCCGUAGCCGUCCUUCUCAUAUGGACCGUCGCCCUUACCGUCUACGUACUCAAACGUACUUACCGGCUUCCUACCAACAAACACAGUGAAAUCAAUCCCGCAAUUCUACAAACCAGGCACCAGACAUUAUUCGUCCUCCUCCUUAUCGGACAACUCUUUCUCUCUGUCAUCGGCAGCCUAUUUGUCGGCGCACUCGCCCGACUAGAACUCAUCUUCAAGACCGAGGAACUACUCAAACAUAAACAGCACGCAAGGUCACUGUCCGCAGAAGAAGUAGACCGACUACUCAGCGCUUAA
Gregarina niphandrodes is the source of this 819-nucleotide messenger RNA. Its product is annotated as putative transmembrane protein. The transcript has a single exon. Bases 1 to 819 code for a protein of 272 amino acids. The record is from RefSeq and is a predicted model, not a curated record. NCBI's taxonomy places the organism in Eukaryota, Apicomplexa, Conoidasida, Eugregarinorida, Gregarinidae.